CAACCACUUCCAAUGCGCCCUCCAGUCCUGCCAGAGCAUUUGCCAUUGCAUAUACCAGGCUACGCCAACUCCGUGAAAACCAACUCCGUAACAGCACGACGAAAGCUGAAUUUUGUCAUGACUGACGAGCAAACAGCCCUGCGGGCCCGAUUGAUUCCCGCAAAUCGAUCUUUCUUGUCUCAAGAGGCAAGGAAGAUUCGCUGCGCUCUCGGACAGGUUAUUAUGCGCCUACAGUCCCAGCACAUCCGGUCAUUUCUUGCCAAAGAAAUCGAGGAAUUCGAAAAUUCCUUUGAAGAGAUUCUGCAAACAGCCAGUGUCUUCCUUGUCACUACUGAGAGGGUCGCCCAAUCUCCCUCGUUGGUGAUCAUCGACCAAGCCUCUGUGGUCAAGACCGUCUGUCACUUCCUCGCAUCAUCGAACGCCAUCCUUGAGUUUCUCGAUUUCCAACAUCGGAGGACUGGCCUUGCUUCUGGAGGCGAUCCCUCCCUUGAGCAGCAAGUCAAGGAUGCCCAGAUCCUCGUACAAGAACUUCUGAACACGUUCAUUCUUCAUAAGAAGGCGGAACACUAUCCGGGAAAAGAAAUGGGCUUCAUUUACAACGAGGAUGUCAUGAUCUACGGGAGUUUCCUCCUCCACAGGUUUCACCACACUGAGCAAAGCGAGAUUCCCGACCCGGAUGACGACAACGUCGAUGUCGGCAAGUUGGUUCGGUACUGGCAUACGGAUAGCCUGUUCAGCCCUCUGAGACAUGUUCCUGGCACUCCCUGGCACAAGUUUUUUGGCAACCUCAGACCAGGUCCGCUUGCAAGACCUGCGCUGUUUAGGGAGCGCAAGCCGCUUCCCUUCUUCCAUGCUAUCAUCCCCCCGACGAUCGAGUGGCUGCAUAUCGAGCUGGAGGAUGAGUACGAGAAAUACAGGGAUAUGUUCGAGAGGUUCCGUCGCCUACCCGGUCCACGUCUCCCAGACUCUGCCAGAAUUGCCAUGAUCAGAGACAUUCAGCGUCGCCUGUCUCAUCUCUUUAGGGGCUGGAAGAGGGCCGAAGAGGCCAGCAUUUUGUCUCUUGAAGACAUGACCGAUUUCCCUUGCCCUGAGUAUGAUCUCCUGGGGCUGUCGAAAUUUGAGGCGCUGAACGCCGAGAUCAACGCAACCGACAUGGCAGGGAUUGCUUUGCUGGGAGAACCUGUUGCCCCUGUUCCGGUUAUCUUAGAAGCGCAGAUUAGGAGAUAUUGCCUCGAGUUCGACGGCGAGUGGGACACUGAUUUUUCGUAGACUGAACUGCGAUCGAGAACAUCAGAGUACAGACUGCGGGAGAGAAGGGAUUAUAGCUGCAUUGGCCUUUGCUGGACUUUCAAAAGUCAAUAUGAAUCAUUUGUGC
Parathielavia appendiculata is the source of this 1375-nucleotide messenger RNA. RefSeq lists its product as uncharacterized. The record is from RefSeq and is a predicted model, not a curated record. The transcript has 5 exons. Bases 223 to 1269 code for a protein of 348 amino acids. Lineage: Eukaryota; Fungi; Ascomycota; Sordariomycetes; Sordariales; Chaetomiaceae.